Molecule: messenger RNA, 1390 nt
Organism: Carya illinoinensis
Lineage: Eukaryota; Viridiplantae; Streptophyta; Magnoliopsida; Fagales; Juglandaceae
Exons: 11
Coding region: 125-1198 (357 amino acids)
Source: RefSeq, a predicted model, not a curated record
CACUUCACACUUCACAGCCACCCAAAUUCGGUCGGCAGCUCCGUCACUGCCCCAACUGUCCUUUUCCACAUCUCUGCGUACCUGCUAUUUAGACAGGAAGUAUGUCCGGAAUAGGCAAAGGAAAAUGAGCCUUGAAGUGGCAAUGGCGGUGAGACCGAGAAGCACAGGUAUCCCUCCUUGUUCUUCUUCCGUGCUAUCGUUAGCAUCGGCCAGAGUUCGUACGGGGUACAAGUUCAACAAGAAUUCAUCGGCGAAUAGAAUUCCGUUUCUGAAAGCAAUUCGAAGUUCUCAAGCACAAGCAUCAGCAUCCACUGUUUCUCUUAAACAGCGACGGCCUCAGAACGUAGACGGAGAGUUUUUUGUUGACCACACAUGCAUAGACUGCGAUACUUGUCGAUGGAUGGCUCCGCAAAUUUUCACACGAGUUGAUGAAAUGUCUGCUGUUGUUAAACAACCAACAUGUGAAGAGGAACGACUAAAAGCUCUACAGGCCUUGAUUUCAUGUCCAACAAGCUCAAUCCGUACAGAGAAACCUCCUUCUGAUAUUCUAAAUGUGCAGAAAACAUUUCCACUUCCAAUAGAUGAGCAGAGAGUUCCAGGUGUUUAUCACUGUGGUUAUCACUCUGAGAAAUCAUAUGGGGCAGCUUCUUAUUUGAUUGUUCAUCCUGAAGGAAAUAUACUUAUAGACAGCCCGAGAUUCACAGAGAGACUUGCAAGUAUAAUCGAGAAGCUGGGUGGGGCACGUUACAUGUUUCUGACCCACAAGGAUGACAUAGCAGAUCAUGAAAGGUGGUCAAAGCGGCUAAAGUGUGAUAGAAUUCUGCACUCUCUAGAGGUUCAAGAUUCUACUGCAAAUGUAGAGAUAAAGCUAGAGGGGAGUGGCCCCUGGAGCCUGUUCGAGGACAUCCAACUGAUACACACUCCAGGCCACACAGAUGGAUCAGUCUGCUUAUUUUAUCCAUCCCACGAUGUGUUGUUCACUGGGGACCAUCUGUUUAUGACAGAAUCUGGGCUAGCCAUUUCAGAGAAGUUCAACUUUUAUUCAGUUCCCAUACAAUUGAACAAUGUUCGGCUUCUGUUAGACUUGGACUUCAAGUGGGUGCUACCUGGUCAUGGAAGGAGAGUUGAAUUCAAAGAUUACCAGGAGAAAAAUUCAACUCUGGAGGCCUUCCUGCAGCAGAAGUCCAGUCAGUUAUAAGUUGGAGAGGUGUACGCAUAACGCACUUUAUAAGUUGGAAGUUUCCAAUCGGUUUGGUUGUAUAUGGGAUUGUAUACUGUAGACUUAUUAUGUAUUUGCCCAAACACUCCCUGAAAUAAGAACUGGACAUGCUUUUGUUUAUGGCCACGAUGGCUGAAGUGAAUUCAAGGUAUAAAACCAACCAUAUCUGUA